Molecule: messenger RNA, 3146 nt
Organism: Gymnodraco acuticeps
Lineage: Eukaryota; Metazoa; Chordata; Actinopteri; Perciformes; Bathydraconidae
Product: protein FAM117A-like
Exons: 8
Coding region: 554-1756 (400 amino acids)
Source: RefSeq, a predicted model, not a curated record
UGGUGGUGGAGGUGUUUUGGAGUAAAGACAAGAACGCGGAGGGGAAAACUACUGUGGCCACCUCGCAACUUUUCGGGCCACAAAAACCCUCUACAGCCCGAAAAACCAUAAUGAAAUAUACUUCCAGGUUUGGUCAGGAGACGUAGAGGUUGACCCUAAAGUUACUUUUUGAAACUGGAGCUGCUUCCUUGUUCGACAACGGGGUGAAAUAUCUCAACAUCCUCACAAAGAAACUUUGCUUGCUAGGCUGCUAACUCGCACACAAGCCAGAAAAAAAGCAUGAUCACCGCCGAGGAUCACUUUAUCUCAGGCUGUUAGUAACAUCUCAUCUGUCGAGUUAAGUGCAGCUGGUGGAUGUGUCAACCUGGAAAUUAUAUUUAAAUGACUUAAGGCCGACUUUUGUAACGGUUUUCUAGUUCUGGUCAUCAUCACCAGUGGAGGAAGGGUUGCAGCUGGUGAUUUAGCCACCAGUGUUUCCACAGAGCGCCCCCAAUCUCCACCUGAUAUCCACUGCUUUUUUCAGCCACAUAGUCCCAGAUUUGUUUCUGGAAAGAUGUUUGGUCCAUGUGGAGUGGGACAGAUCCGGGGGGUUACUCUGGGUCCACAGCCCCUCAAGGCUACUAUUCCCUAUCAGCUGUCCAGCAAGCCGAGAUCACACCGGAGAGAUGGAAAGACAGCUGGAAAGCCCAAAUCGCACCAGCUGAGCUCUGGCAUGAGGCGGACGAUGUCUCUGGACGCCAUCAUCGGGCCGUACCUACAGGGACACUGGCCCAAAGAACCAGAGGGACCGAGCAGCCCGUCUCGCAAGGACAAGUCCACCCAGACCCCAGACUCAUGGUCUGAUAAAUCCCAGAGCAGAAGAAGCAGCAGCAGCCACAAACGAUCGGCAUCGUGGGGCAGCGCUGAGCAUCUGCGAGAGAUCUCUAAACUAAAACAACAGCUGCAGCAGCGCAGCAAACCUGCCGUCUCUGGUGGGCACGACAAAGACCGCCAGUGUGGAUACCCUCAGGGGAGCUGUAGCUUAGGAACUACUCGGACUCAGCCCAUCCCCAUCCCCCUGGCCCCCCUGUGUACUCUGGUCCCCCGGCUGCGCUGCAGUGUGGAGGGACUCAACCAGGAGCUGGAGGGCAUGUUCAUCUGCCAGCCAGCACACCCUCAGCACAGGCUCCUGGAGGUUCCAGACGGCCACCGGGCUCCGGUUCCUCCGCAGAGCUGCAGCAGUGGAUCUCAGAGUGACCCCGCCACUACACCCUUGUCCUCCUCACCCAGUUCCUCUCCCACAAACUUCUACAAUUCCCCACCGGACCCUGAAGAUGCACCUCUGGAUGUGCAACAAGGUCUGACAGACGGAGCAGAGAUGUGCCUCCUGUCUCCGUUUUCCUCCCAGAACGAGGCCGACCUCUCGUCCUCCCCGGGGCCCAACAAGAGCUGCUGCUUCCAGAGGGAGCCGCCAGAGGGCUGCGAGAGGGUCAAAGUCUGGGAGGAAAGCAGCUCUCCACGCCAACCCAUGCCCGCCCUCCUCUCCUCCUGCCCGGACCCCAACAAGGUGAACUUCACCCCCUAUGGGGGCUCCGCCUUCUGCCCCGUCAGCCUCCUGAGGCCGCUGCUCCCCUCCAUGGACAUGUUGUUCCGCAGCCUGGCCGUCUCCCCUGCAGGCUCCUGCUCCAGCCAGGGGAUGGGUCAGGCUCUCCCAGACCCCCCCAGCACCUCCCCCGCUGUGGUGGGAGAGAGCUCUGGGGAGGGUCUCGCCUUCUGAGCAGCUGCAGAUCUUUUUCUGCGGAAAUUAUAAUGCGUAAUGCAAAUAUUUGCUUUAUUUUAGGAAAGGACCAUUCCAUAUCUAUACAGGUUUAAAAUAAUCUUAUAUUGAGAAAAAAAUUAUAAUAUUGAAAAAAAUAUAUUCUAUGCAAUCCAAUGGAUUUGCUUUAUGAGCGACUUGUUCUUUUUGGUGUCCGGGCAUUAUGAUAUUUCUAAAUUAAGGCAUUUCUGUCACUUCAAAGAUAUAUUUUUGGCCAAACACACAAGUGUGAGAGACAGGGCAGACCUCUGUUGGAUGACUGGCCCCCUAACUUCACAUGAUUUUAUGUUUCCCCAAAGAAAGCCAUGACACAAAUUUAUAUUAUUAUACUGGUUUUUAAACUGCAGUGCGUCAUCUCUCCAGUCGAGUCAGAAACACCCUGUGCGGAUCAGUUUGCUUGUUUUUAAGUAUUCAAAGAUAUUUAUCUAGAAUUCUUCUUACCUAACGUUACGUUGCACCUGUUGCUGGUGUACAAAGCACGACAAAUCAGUUGGGUACUUUUUUUAUUUUCCUAAAAAGAAAAGAAAAAUGUAGAUUAUUGUAGACUGAAGGGAAUUUUCCAGUUGUUGGACUUUGGUAGAUUCAAUACCUAAAUGCUUCAGCUCAUGCAUUCCUGCUUUAAAAGAUGUUUAUUUUUGUUGUCAUAUUGUUUACGUGCAGAGAACAGCACAAGUUAAUGGAUGAAAAACCCUGUUAUUCCUUGAUGUUAUAGAUGUGUGCUGUUUAUAGAUAUAAGGUUUCGCAGCCUAGUUGACUACCUAACCAGUUUUAGUGGUGUAGAUUUGUCAUCUGUAAUUCUCUGAAGACGUUCUUCUUCUGCCAAUCUGACAAGUUGAUGUUCAAAUAGUUUUAUUUCUGGUAGACAUGUUUGCACAAAUUGAAAUGCUACUUUUGAGUCGCAAUUCUUAUUUUUAUAUUCACUUUUGUACUUUAAGAGUAGUAAUGUGUAAUUUCUACAUCCUUUUCCAAUUACCUGCAGCAUAAGCUAAAAAAAAACCUCUUACGUUUUGUUCUGUCAGUAUAAUUGAGGCAGGUGUUACAUGGUAUACUGUAUCGGGUGGAUUUUUAUGCAUUUCAGCAGAGGGUUUUUAUGUGGAGACGUUUGUUCCAUACCUUAAUCCUGACCGGAGUUUUGUAUGUGUGUGUGUGUGUGUGUGUGCACGUGGAUUGAAAGUUAAUAGUCGGAUUGUUUGACUUCUAGUUUUAGUGUCCAGGUGAAAUGCUGUUGGAUUGAAACAUUGUAUGUUCCAAAUAAGCCUCAAUUUCAAUGUUUUAUGAAGCGGUGUCGAUGCUGGGGACGUUCUGUUAUCUCAGGUUCUGUGUUCUGUCCACAUAAAUAUAUAAUUGAUAA